UGCCACAUUUCAAACUAGAAUGGCGACUGCUCUCUGCGGUCUGCAGUCUACCGACAGUAAACCAGCAAAGAUUCACCGAGACCAGCGCAGGAAAGCGAAAGACUCCCGGCGGAGACAGGCGGCCCUGCUGUUUCUCAGCAAUAUCUCACUCGACGGACGACCCCAGUGUCAACUUACCGAUGAAAAUAGUGACCAGAAAGCCGCUGAGGAGCUCCGACUCAGGGACGGAGAUUGCGGCGCCGCGGUUGUGCCCCAGACGGCGGAUAAUCAAGGACCGGUCGCCCAGGUGACAGACCCCGCAGCGGCCGGCAGUGGCUCAUCCUCCAGUUUCCCAGGAGUGGUCAGUCCGGGUGGACCUUCUUUAGUAAUGUCUCCGGGACUGGCCGGGGCAGGUUCUUUGGGAGCCAACGAGGUAUUUUUGGAUAGUGGCGGUGCGGCCGAGACGCUAACCCCGGACACCCCUCUUUCUCCUGUACCCACCGGACACCCGCACUGCUCCCGUGUCAAGUCAACGCCCGCCGCGCUCAGCCCGGUCACGGCCGGUAAUUCUCUGGAUUCACGGCAAAGAUUGAGGAAUGUCUCUGGUUCUCCUGGACCCAAGGUGCCAAAGAAAGUCCACUUCAUCAAGAGUAUGAGGCAGUAUGAUACCAGAGGAUCCAGGAUCAUGCUGAUUUGUGCCAAGCGGUCGCUAUACGCUGCUUUCUCAGUGCUGCCCUAUGGAGAGAGUUCUCAUAUCAGUGACCCUAAGCUGGAGGCUCAGAGGCAAAGACUGUCGUCUGUGGUGGCUGCUGACCUGCUUCCUUCUCUGGAAGGUGUGGAGCUGGGUGCCUGUGGAAAGACGGUGUCCUACGCUCAGUUCCUUUAUCCGACCAAUGCCUUAGUGAGACAAAAGAGCGGCGGCGGUGCUCCAGAUAACUGCACGGCUCAGACCCCUCAGUCACGUUUCCGUGGCAACGGGCAGAGGAGCUUCACCCCUGCUCGUCUGAACAACACCGUGGCACAGGACCCAUAUGUGGAGGAGGUGGCAGAGUACGACCCCAACUUGCUCAGUGACCCCCAGUGGCCCUGCGGGAGACACAAGCGGGUUCUCAUAUUUGCAUCAUACGUGACGACGGUUAUUGAGUACGUGAAGCCAUCUGACCUGAAGAAGGACAUGAAUGAAACUUUCAAGGAGAAGUUUCCCCACAUUAAACUGACACUGAGCAAGAUAAGAAGCCUGAAGAGGGAGAUGAGGGCCGUGAGUGAGGAGUGCGGCCUCCAGCCGGUGACCGUAGCAAUGGCUUUUGUUUACUUUGAGAAGCUGGUGCUGCAGGGGCGUCUCAACAAGCAGAACAGGAAGCUGGUGGCGGCGGCGUGCGUGCUGCUGGCUGCAAAGAUCAGCAGUGAUCUGAGGAAACCAGAAGUCAAACAGCUGAUUGAUAAGCUGGAGGAGCGUUUCCGUAUAAACAGGCGCGAGCUGAUUCCCCUGGAGUUCCCGGUGCUGGUUGCCUUGGAGAUGGGACUUUACCUCCCCGAGAGCAAGGUCAUGCCGCACUACCGCAGACUAGUGCAGCAAGGUUAAACCGGACGUGGCGGCGUGUGGCACCCACGCAUGUGGCGAGUCGACCAGUAUAUAAGCUGUGGUGUUUGAAAUAAAUACUUUAUGUACUAUUUAUGUUCACUGUACAUUGGAUAGUUUAUACUCAAAUUCUUCAGACUUGAUGGGAUGUGUGUGUCUCACUAAAUGUCUUUUUGUAGGUGUGACGUUUUCAUGUUGAUCCGGUCACAAGCUCUAUGUUAGAGAUGUUCACUGAGCACAUUAAUUGUGCUUUUAUUUUGGUUUCUCGUGAGUUUUUAGGAUGCCACACUAUUGUAUUUAAAUGUACGCUGUUAAUGUGUGUAUGCAUGUUUGCGUGCGUGUGUUUGUGGGGAAAAAACAAAAUCACCUGCACCUUUCUUGUUACUAUACAGCUCGUAUAGUGUUUAUUUUAAAUGACAUACUGCUGAUUUUUUUUUAUUUUUUUUUUGUAAAUGCCUUCUAAAUCCACUGUGACACUGAAGCGUUUUUAGCAAUUAGCCUGAAACAUGACACUGUAGAUCAUAGCUGGAAAACAUCUUUAGGGAGAGAAGUGGCCUUUAAUUUGUUUAUGUCCAUUCAAUAUUUGUACUGUUUGUCUCACAAUAAUCCAGCCAAACUCAUGUAUUUACUGCACUGAGAAAGAAAAGACUCCUGUGGCAGCUCUGUGUUCUAACUUUGGUGUUAGUCGUGCUUAUGUCCAGUAUUUCCACUGUGCUGUGGUGUCACAUGCAGAGAAACAGGAUGAUGGAGUUUUCUUGUUUUGUUUUUUUUAAUGUUUCGUGUUAUUGCCCAGGGACCUGUUUUGUAAAAUGCACUGGGUAGUUGUGUUUUAGUUCUCAGGAAUUUUUACUUUCUCAUUUCUCUUAUGCUGCAGUCACACUAUGGAAAACAGGUUGGAAAAAAACUAAAUUAUUGCAACCAUGUACAAUGACUUUGAGAUCAUUGCUUCAGAGAUGGGUGCCAGGUCUGCAACCGCUCACAGUCACUUAGUCUUUAAAGUGACUUUGGUGCAUCAAGGUGGCAAUAAAACAGUCGGCAGUUAUAUGCAAUCAGUUUGUGAUAAUAUGACAAUUAACUGUGAUACAUUGGUAGAAGUCACAAAUCUGUUGCAUCACAAAUAGUGAUGUAGUUGCUGCAGGACAGCACUUGGCAACCUUGGAUUUAUAUAGGAAUGUAAACAGAGUACAACCAGCUGAGUGGAGUCCCCUUUUACAAAGAAGUGUGGCAGAUAAGUUUUGCUCAUCGGUGCAGACUGACUGAUUGCAACAUGUUGGCAGUCUGUCUGUGUUUAUAAAUUAAAAUUAUUUGCAAACUUUUGCCAGUCUGUCAGAGUGAUCGCAGUCAGUCCAAGUCAGGCCGCGAUUGUUUGGAAAGAAGUUGCCUUCCACCAGGCAACCUGUGCAAUUGCCCAGAGGUUGUGUGUAAAUACUGCACUCACCAGGCAACUGUCAAGUUUUCCUAAUUGCAAGGAGGUUGUUGACCUAUUUUUACUCUAGUGUGACAGCCAUUAAUUGUUCAUAAAAACGAACCCAAAGACACCGUAGCGAUCGCCACUGGAAGAUUGUAGUGUUUUCAUUGUGACUUUGAUGAACGGAUGGACCAGACGGUAGAAACACAUCAAAUUUGGACAAGUACGGACAAAAAGUGCCUGAAAUCGCAGUGGCAGUGAAAUGGUUGAUAAUCGUGACAUUUCUUUGUCUUGCUGUGGUUGAUCUUUAAGUGUUGGUCUUGUCUGGGAAAGAUAAUCGGUCUUCUUACAUGACAGUAAUUCAGUUUAUUGUCUGAUGUGAUUUUUUUUUUUUUUAAAGUGUUCAAAAUAACCAGUGUGCAGAAAAUAUAUGGUUGUUGUUGAAUAAUUGUGUGUUUACAUUGU
Molecule: messenger RNA, 3431 nt
Organism: Archocentrus centrarchus (flier cichlid)
Lineage: Eukaryota; Metazoa; Chordata; Actinopteri; Cichliformes; Cichlidae
Gene: cables2a
Product: Cdk5 and Abl enzyme substrate 2a
Exons: 9
Coding region: 20-1561 (513 amino acids)
Biological process (GO): regulation of cell cycle
Source: RefSeq, a predicted model, not a curated record